Molecule: messenger RNA, 4033 nt
Organism: Belonocnema kinseyi
Lineage: Eukaryota; Metazoa; Arthropoda; Insecta; Hymenoptera; Cynipidae
Gene: TTLL5
Product: tubulin polyglutamylase TTLL5
Exons: 14
Coding region: 1-2418 (805 amino acids)
Biological process (GO): protein polyglutamylation; microtubule cytoskeleton organization
Cellular component (GO): cilium
Molecular function (GO): tubulin-glutamic acid ligase activity; tubulin binding
Source: RefSeq, a predicted model, not a curated record
AUGUUGUCUCAAAUAAAAAACAGUUCCAAUGGAAAGCUGGAGGGUAAAAGAUCAAAGGAACUGAUGUCAUCUUCCAGCCUUUCGGGCAUGUCACAGUUAUCAAAUAGUAGUGAAGAGGCUUUAGAACCUUUUGUUAAUUGUUCCCACAUCGGUGAGCCAGACAGUACAACGAAGGACAAAAAUCCGCAAAGCAAAGAAUGGCUAUUGAACGGACCAACUGGGAACAAGACGUCCGUCUUACGCUUCAAAUGCUCGGCAUUGUCAACGCCUCCGGAAGAAUCACCAGCGAAGCAGCUUCACAUGACCUACAAGAUUUUCCAGACUGACACCAAACUCAUCAGUUUGCUUCUUCAGUCGCAUGGAUUUUCAGAGGUGUCAAUAAACGAAAAUGAUUUUAAUCUUCUGUGGAUGGGCAAUCACCCGAAACCGGAUGUCCUUCGCAAUCUGACUCCAUACCAAAAAGUGAAUCACUUUCCAAGAUCCUAUGAAAUAACAAGAAAGGAUCGCCUAUAUAAGAACAUCGAGGCAAUGCAAAGAAGCAAAGGAGUUCGAAAUCUGGAUUUCAUCCCUCAGACGUUUCUUCUCCCCAGCGAAUCAAAAGAGCUUAUUACUGCACAUUUUCGGUAUCGAGGUCCCUGGAUAGUCAAACCGAAAGCAAGCUCUAGGGGUCGGGGAAUUUAUAUUGUUAAUAGUCCGGAAAAAAUUUUGACGGAUGAAUCUGUGAUAGUAGCGCAGUAUAUAAAUAAUCCUCUUUUGGUUGACGGACACAAAUGCGAUUUGAGAUUGUACGUGGCAGUAACGAACUAUGAUCCGCUUCUAAUUUAUCUCUACGAAGAAGGAUUAGUAAGACUUGCAACUGUCAAAUACGAUGGAGGCAAUCAGUACGUCUGGAAUCCCUGCAUGCAUCUCUGCAAUUACAGCAUCAAUAAAUUCCACGUAGAUUAUGUCAAAAAUGAAGAUCCGGAUGCGGAAGAUGUUGGGCACAAGUGGACAUUGUCGGCUCUGCUUCGACACUUACGAUCCACUGGUCAGGAUACGGAACUGCUGAUGCAGCAGAUAGAGGAUAUCAUAAUAAAAUCUAUUCUUGCCACAGCUUCUGGUAUAGUAAGCGGAAUCAAGCAAUUUGUGAAGCAUCCGGACGCUUGUUUUGAAUUGUUUGGAUUUGACAUCCUGAUCGACGAUACUUUGAAACCCUGGUUGCUGGAAGUCAAUUUGACUCCGUCUUUGGGAUGUGACUCUCCAUUGGACGUGAGAGUGAAAUCUGCUUUAAUCGCGGACCUGCUUACCCUCGUGGGCAUCCCCGCUGUCGAUCCUAUCCUAAGACCUCAGGCUGCGAGUCACAAUAAAUUUAAAAGUCCUACUAAAAAAAUGACUAGUUAUAGAAGAGUUCACUCAGCUGAGGCUUUACCUCAGAAGAAGAAAACUACCUCAAAGAAUGCCUUGAAUAAAACGGGCCUUACUUCUGAGCAACAGCGAAUAGUAGCUUCGGCUAAGGCGCAAUUUGAGCGCAGAGGCGGCUUCGUGCGAAUUUUUCCAAGUCCAAAGUCUUGGGAAAUGUAUGCUCAGUAUUUGGAUCCAAUAACCGGAAUACCAGUAGUUACGGAUCCUUUGGGCCCAGGAAGAGUGCCACCGCACAUUAACACGAAUCACAAUCUGAUGCUUCAUGAGCAGCUAUUUCCCGCAGCUAGUCGUACGACGGGUUUUAUAAUUCCGGAAGUCAAGUUAGAUAGGCUUUCCAGAUACGAGAGGUACGAACGUGCGCUUCUAAAAGGCCACAAGGAAAGUUUGGAUCGAGGAGACAGCAAAGAGAAUAUCGAUAUUGAUAGUCAAAAGUACAAAGCUCAAGUAAUGCAAUUAAUGCAAGAAGGCAACAAAUUAAGCCCCGGGGAAGCGAGGAAAGCUUUUGGUCUAUAUUUAGGAUUUAUAUUACGUAAAAUAUCUCAACCAAACGCCGACCCAAUUUGUUGUGAUCUUGUGACCAAGUUUUUGCAGCAAUCGUCUAGUAAUUUAAGGACGCCCUUCUUAUUUACUUUGCCAAAUAGUAAGUUGGGUGAUAAAGACAGAGCAGCCGUGACUGCCAAGCAGUUGUCGGAUUUUUUGCAUCUUUAUAACAGAGAAACUGAACUUUAUGCCGAUACCGUUGACCGGCCUCGGACUAUACCUAACAGACUUUUCCAAAAGUUUCUCGCUGCAGCGAGUGAGGAAGACCUGGAUGACGUGUUAAUUUUGCAAACCCGCCUUUACAACUGUGCUCACAGCUUUUUGGGCAGAAGUGGCUUCGCUGGAAGUCUUCGUGGGCCUAAUCUUCUUUGUUGCUUGCCUCACAUCACCUCUCGCGUUCAUUCUAACGCUAUUGCCAAUGAGCAAUGCAAAUGCAACCAGACUGUCAGUCGACCGACGAAAGCGCCCAGAACAUAGUUCCGCGUUCAGCCUUAUAUUCUUGUAGUUUCAAAUUUAUAAUUUAUAUUUAAUUACCAUUAUUCAUUCAAAAGUCAGGAGUUUUUUUUUAACCAAGUUUUCUUAACACAUGACAACACGAUGAUUUCAUUAUUUCUUUUAUAGGAAUGUUCUGUUAAUUAUUUAGUGUUUAAUCCCUAGUCGUUUAUAUUUUUUAAUCAGAAGACUUUAAUUAUCAUUUAAAGAGUAGUCGAAACGCAUCAAUAGUUUCGCUAAAAAGCCAAAUGAGGCGCUGGUUUCAUAGAAAAUAAGUUUGUAUUAUCGCUAUUAUAAUUAUAUUGUUCGUGUUGGGAAAAUUGUUUGUCAAAAAUUAGUGAAAUUGAAAACUUUGUUGAUUUGAUGUUGUACUGAUCAUUUGUCUAUUUUUGCUUUUAAUUAGUUCGUUGUCUUUAGGGGGUAUUUAUUCAAAUUUGCGCUAAAAUGUUGGUUGGUAAAAUUCCAAAACAAGGCAGUGAAAAAAGUUUGAUACAUUGCAAUUCAAGUUCAAAUUUAUUUCCCAGCAAUUUAUCAAAAGUUGAGAUUGACCGGAAAUUUUAAAACGGAAUUGAAAACGAGCGCAACUAAAGUGUGGAGUUUAAAAAUCUCCAUCUAUCAAAUUCCGUCUGUAUUAUACCAGCCAAAAGCUACUUACUAAUAAUUAAUAACUAAUAAUUAAGAAUUAAUUAAUAUAUUCGCAACGCCUAAUGCUAAUGAGCAGUAUGCAAUCGAUAUUUUACCAAACGCUUGUGUGAUUAGAUUUUGCAUUCUGUGAUACAUGUACACAACUUUUUUGCUUUUCUGAGGCCCCGACUCGAUGUAUAUUUGAAAAAUACGAGUUGGGUGUAGACUUGGCUGAAAUUUGGUAGAAAAUACAGUAAUUGUGCGAUCAUUAAUCGAAUCGUAAUCUAAUUGUUAUCGGGCUUGAGACGAGUGCUGUAUAUUCCACUGUAAAUUAUUAGAGAUAACAAUCACUAGCUUUACGAUUUUACAACGAAUGGAUAUACAUAUUUCUGGUAUAAGAUAUAUUUUAUAUUUACACUUACAUGUACUUAAAAGACGAAUUCAUGCUUCCGUCUAAUUGGGAGGGCCGAUUCUUUCUCAAUUUAAAAAUUCACUUUUUCCUCCAUUCUAGGAGUUUAGACUCUGGCUUCUAUUGUAUUUUUUGUGAGUAGUUUUUUAGAGUUCGAGGUUUAAAAUUUUGAAAAUAAUGAGGGAUUUCAUGUGCUAACCUUCCAGAUUCAUUUCAAAAUUUUUGUUAAAUGCCAGCUAAUAUUUUUACAAGGAAUUUGAAGUAUAAAAUCAUUAUCUCAAGCUUUUUUUAACUUUUAUUAUUUAUUUCUUUUUCGCGAGAUAGUCAUUUAUUCUUACAGUAUUUGUGGAAUAUUUUCUGAUUUCAGCAGUUUCUUGCAAAAUGAUUCUUUAAUACAAAUGGGUUUUCAACACUCCUAUAAAUUACAAGACUUUUCUAGGAUAUUCUAUAAUGUUUCGGAAUGUUCUAUACUAUUUCGGAAUGCUCUAAAUUAACUUGAAUUUUCCAAAUAUUUUGAAACUUUUAUCAUUUCGAUCUGUCAUUUAUUCUUAUUUUAAAUGUGGCCGA